GGUCAUAUUAUGUGUAAUUUAAUGUAAUUCCUUGUCUAUAUAUAUGUACAUCUGUCUAUAUUUUCAUCCACUUAUUCAUAUAUAUUUAUAUCCGAAAUUGAUAUUCAAAACUUAAUUCCCUUAUUUACCUAACAGUUCAUUUGUCAUGAUGCGUUCAAUAUUACAUCACGUGUGGUGAAUUCAUAAUACCGGAGUGCUGAUAUAACAUACGAGAAUAAAAAUGAAACUGUUUAUAUUGAAUGUCGUCAAAUUACCACUGAACGCAUAGAAUUUGUUAACAGAAUGAUUUAAGUUAGUAUCUUUUUUGCAAAUGAGAACUAAUGCACAAGAUAACAUACAAUGAAAAUCAUAUUAAUAUUGAAUGUUUCCAUUUCUGGAAUAAUACUGUUACUUUCAUUAAUUGAAAUAAUCUUAAUUAAUACUAUAACCGCAUCACAUGCUCAUUAUUAUAAGUAAGUUACAAGUUGUGUAAGCUGACCAGUUUCAAAGUGUUGCGAAUGAGAAGUUCAGAUCCUCAAAUUAUAAAUACAAUUAUUAAUCUAAAUCUUAACGAACCGGAGAACUAUGAUAUAUGGACGUUUCCUAGAGAUACAAAUAACUCAAUGUACAUAUCAGUAUCUCCUGCAGGAUUUCAAAAUCUUACAAACUAUUUACAACAUUGGAAUACUUCUUAUGAAAUAACUGUUAGUAAUUUACAAAAAGCAAUACUUGAUGAAAAGCGUGAGAAUCAUUUAAGAAGAGUAUCCAGUUAUUUAAGAACAGGACGUAAUAGACCAUAUUACAAAUCAUUUAGUGAGAUCGUUCAAUAUUUAAACCAGUUAAGUCAAACGCGUCCGUAUAUGACGGUGGAAGAUUUUGGUUAUACAGCCGAAGGUCGACCAAUGAAGGGAGUUACGAUAUCAUCAGAUUCGACAAGACCAAUAAUCUGGAUUGAUGCCGGUAUUCAUGCAAGAGAAUGGAUUGCACCAGCAACAGCAUUAAGUAUAAUAAAUAAGCUUAUGCGCCCAUCAGGACAAACACUAUUAAAACAUUUUCAAUUCUUCAUAGUUCCUCUAAUGAACCCAGAUGGAUAUGAAUAUACGAGAACAAAGUAUCGUCUAUGGCGUAAAAAUCGAGCUCGAACAGAAGGUGAAGCAUGCAUCGGAAUAGACUUAAAUAGAAAUUUUCCAUUUAAAUGGGGUGUUGGAAAUGGAGCGUCACCCCAUUCAUGCAGUGAUACAUAUCGUGGAAAUGAAGCAGCCUCAGAAUUGGAAACACAAAGUAUCAUUAAAAAGUUAAAAUCUUUACAGAAACAAAUAAUUUUAUACUUGAGUUUACAUUCGUUUGGUCAGUACAUACUAACACCUUUCGGAUUUUCCCGUUACAGUUAUCCACCUUAUUACCAAAAAUUAAUGUCAAUGGGCAAAAAAGUAAAGCAAAUGAUACAAAAUCGACAUGGUUAUGUUUAUCAAGUUGGUUCAUCAUCUGAACUUUUAUAUGAAGCAGCUGGAGCAACGGACGACUAUGUAGCUGGUGAAUUAAAAAUCCCAUAUGCUUAUACAAUAGAAUUAUGUGAUGAAGGUCGUUAUGGAUUUCUUCUGCCACCAUCAUAUAUUGGACAAGUUGGAAGACAAUUAUGGACAGCGUUAACUGUACUCGCAAAUGAUAUUAUUCCUAAUUAAAAUUAUAGUUUAUCUUAUAAAUCUAGUUAAUGAAUAAAUAAGUUAGUCUAGUUUAAUAAAUUGUAUUUAUUUCAUAGUUAUUGUAAUAUUGUUCUCUACUAUAAUAAAUUUAUCAUUAUAUCUUA
Molecule: messenger RNA, 1786 nt
Organism: Schistosoma curassoni
Lineage: Eukaryota; Metazoa; Platyhelminthes; Trematoda; Strigeidida; Schistosomatidae
Source: the annotation of a GenBank genome assembly